Messenger RNA from Lepidothrix coronata (blue-crowned manakin), 3137 nucleotides. It is a transcript of the gene CUNH15orf62, whose product is annotated as chromosome unknown C15orf62 homolog. The coding region runs from base 1913 to 2428 and encodes 171 amino acids. The record is from RefSeq and is a predicted model, not a curated record. Lineage: Eukaryota; Metazoa; Chordata; Aves; Passeriformes; Pipridae. The transcript has 2 exons.
ACAAAGGCUGAUGCCAUAAAAACACCCAACCUCUGUGGAUCAGUCACGGAACUGAUAACUCCCAACCGACUGAGGGUGGUGAGGGCACCUCACAGGUUGCCCAGAAAAGCUGUGGAUCCCUGGAAGUGUCCAAGGCCAGGGCUUGAAGCAACCUGGGCCAGUGGAAGGUGUCCCUGACAAUGGCAGGGGAGCGGAACUGGAUGAUCCAUAAGGUCCCUUCCGACCCAAACCAUUCCUGAUUCUAUGCUUGUAACGGUUGGAAUUGAUGAUAUUAUAGGUCUUUUCCAACCUGAACGAUUCUAAGUGGCUGCAGGAAGAAAACCACCAGGUAUGUUCCCCAAACCUGACGCAGGAAUGGAAUAGUUUUCCAAAGCUCCCGGAGCCUUCCUGCUGCGUGUGGCAGCAACUGUCACGUGAACCCAGCUGAUUGCAGACUCUGCCUAAUGAACGUGGGCAGCAGAUGACAGCUGCUCCAGUGCUUUGGAACUCUGCUUCCAAAGCCAUUCCACACUAGUAGGUGGCCGUGCUAUUUUGGAUGUAUGAAAGCACCGCAAGGCUUGGAAACAUCCAUCUCAUUCCUUGACAGUUCAAACAGAAAUAAGUGUCUUGACAGAAGGUAAAUGGAAAAAAAAAUCACUCACGUUCAUUCUUCUAGGAACUGGGUUUAGUGGUGAUUUCAGAGAGUCAUGGAAUCACAGAAUGGUUUGGCUUGGAAGGGACCUCAAAGAUCAUCCGGAUUCAACCCCCUGCCAUGGGCAGGGACACCUCCCACUAGCCCAGGUUGCUCCAAGCUCCGUCCAACCCGUCCUUGGACACUUCCAGGGAUGGGGCAGCCACAGCUUCUCUGGGUACUUAAGGACAUCUUAGGAAGCAGCUGGGAUACAAAGGCAAUAGAAUGGCUAAAUAAGACUCUGCAUGAAAAUGGGGCAAGUGCAAUUUGUUAUCAAGUGCCAGCAAAGUGGUUCCUCCGGCUGCGAGGACAAAAUAGAAGCCCCACAACAGAUGAGGAACGUCGAGUGGGAAAUUAGGAGUCUAAUUGGUGUCUUAGGAGCCAGAUGAGUGAAAUGACCUUUGGGUGCUGGCAGCACCAGUGUCUCAGAAAACACUGAUGGGUAUUGGCCCUCAGCAGCAGAACCAGGAUCCUCCCCAGUCCUGUCCACCAACCCCAGGGAUUUGCUGGGCUGGAUGGAAGAGGCUGUGUGAGACUCAUGCAGAUGAAUCACCCACACAAACCUGAAUCUCCACCUCGCACACGGACUGAAAUUUAAAACAGACAAGAGAUUAUUCCCAGCCUGGUUUGGGAGCCCUGCUGACACACGGAGCCUUCAGAGCGGCAGGAGGGAGGAGAAGAGCCUGAUCCAGGUGGGCUCCAAGCUGGCAGCUCCCAGCAGUCCGGGUGCCUCCGAGGAGCUCUCCUGCUCCUCAGGCAGCGUGGGCUGAGGCUUUGCCACUCCACACACCUACUUCCUGCAAUCCUGGCAAUUACCAAUCGUGUAAAACCCAGUUCCUGACGUGGCUGACUCAGCAAGGGCUUGGCUCAAAACAAACACAUCCGAGCAGGAGCUGCAGCCCGGGAAGAGGCGACGGGCGGCACAUGAAGAGACGGCGGCGGCGGCAGCUCCGGGGAUUUUUAGCACUCUGGGUCCAACCUGGCUGAAUUCCCGAACUCCCGGCUCAGCUGUCCCCAGACUGGCUCCUUCAUCCUGGUGAGCGUGGCAGGCACAGUUCUCCGAGUGCUCCAGCAGCUUCUCCUCUGCGCCCUCGGACUCGGGGCUGCUCCGACACGCCCUACGGGAACGGGGCAGGAAGAGGCUGUUCCUGCUGCGUGGCUCGCUGCUGAUCCCGUGGCUUAAGUCCAGCACCUGCCUGUGAGGAGUCAGCAGGUCCCUUCUCCUCACUGCCUCCCCUCAGCAUGGAUACCUGGCGCAGAGGGUCCAUCAAGUCCACCACGUUCUUCAGACGUUUCUCCCUCAGGAGGCACAAAAAGCUGGGCAACCAAGUCAUCAUCCUGAACCAGAACAGCCACACUCUGGACACUGACGGCCAGAAGAGGGAAGGCUUGAGGGAUCUGAAGGACAAGUCUGAUUACCUGUCGUGCCAGAGCGAGCAGAACCUGGCCAAGGCACAAGCCCCUCCCAAGCCUCCCCGGCUGUACCUGGACAGUUCCAGCUGCCCCAACAUCAUCGACCACACCGACUCCCACUCCGACAUCUCCUUUUCCGACGCCGCUCAGUACCACAAAGGCACUCAGACACACAAGGACCAGGCUACAGACCACGGGACCUCAGAGGCAGGUUCCCAGAACGGCACCACUCUUCCCGACCUGGCUGACCCCUUCCUGUCCUUCAAAGUGGAUUUGGGGCUAUCGCUCCUCGAGGACGUCCUGCAGACCCUCAGGAAACAGAACCCGAGAGAUUAUGCCAUCUGAAGGUAUUUAUCAUUCACCACAUCCCAUUUACCCGAUGCUGCUGCCAGUUCCUCUGAUCCCAGCGGGAGGAAGGAUGCUGGAGCAUGCCUGUCGUGUGUGGCCUGUUUUGUUGUCCUUGCCUCACCCACCACAGACCAUCCCUGUCCUUGCCAAGGAAUCCUCUGGAGCAGAGCUCAGGUGAGAGCACUGUUUCCACUCUUCACCCUGGGAAUCUCCCACUCCGGACUGUGCGUCUCCUCCUCAGGGAAGAACGGCAUCGUUUGGGAAAGACUUGUUAUUUUGGGGAUGUGGCUGUGACACUGCGGGGCAGGGACACCCAGGGACUUGGCAUGGAUCCCUUGUGGGACAGCAGGCAGCCUGCAAGGAGACAGCAGCACUGCACCUCAAAGCCACAGGUGUGGCAAGGGCCGAGAGACGGGAACUGGGGGUUCUUCUCCCACCGUGUCUGGAUGUGAAAAAUCAAAGCUGUUCCUCUUUUUUUUUUUUUUUCUUCUUCCUCCUUGUGGGUUUCUUUUUCCCCAGCUCCAGUGCAGCUGGCACUCCCAGCCUGGAAACAGGUAAGCAUCCACUCGUGCUCGUGAUAGAGCACCAGCAGUGGGUUUAUCCUCCUGGCAGGGGAGAGGAGAUGUCUCCACACACUGCUGCCUCACGCAUGCACUGAGCUCCCAGCUGUACAGACAUGGAAGAAUAAAUGUAUUUGUGACUGGAA